UGAGGAGACUUGCCAGGUUGAAGUGAAAGGAAAAGACAAAUGGUUUCCAUGGCAAGAUCAGGAAGGACGAUCAAGAACCCUUUCAUGAGUCCAACUCCAAGGUCUUUAUGUCAGUUUUUCUCAGUCUCACCACGAACUUCACUCUUUUCUACCGAGAAGACAUUACCACCCCUCUCUAUCUUCAUCCUUUGUUUCCUAGUUUCUUUCACUUUCUUGGGAAUUUCCAUUGUCAGGUUCUUUCCCAGUUCCCAAGAUUCAAUCCAAUGCUCCAUCGUAUCUCCAACAUCCCCAUCUUCAUCCCCUUCUUUGUCACCUUCAUACUCUCAGAUUAUCUUGGCAGCUUUACUUUCCGGUAUCAACUCUUACAAUGACAAUGAACCGAGUGUUGGGAGCACAGCGAUGGUGCCAUUACCAGUUCAUGUGGUUCCUGGGAGCUUAUCUGAUGAAGAAAAGGAGUUCUGGAAGCAGCCAGAUGGAAAAGGGUACCAGCCUUGCUUGGAUUUCAGUAUAGGGUACCGGAAAAGGUCUGCCAAGAUUUCAAAGGAGAAAAACAGGUUCUUGGUUGUGGUGGCUGUAGGAGGAUUGAAUCAGCAGAGGAAUCAGAUUAUUGAUGCCGUUGUUAUAGCUAGAAUUCUUGAAGCAGCGUUGGUUGUGCCAAUCUUGCAGAUAAACCAUAUUUGGAAAGAUGAAAGUGAAUUUCCAGACAUAUAUGAUGUGGAACACUUGAAGAAGACUCUACAAGCUGAUGUUCGAGUUGUAUCUUCACUGCCCUCCACACAUUUGGUGGCGAAACAGACCAUUGUAACCCGAAUUCCUUACAAUGUGCCUCCACUUUGGAUCCGUGCUAAAUUCUUCAAACAACUCAGUCAAGAAGGUGUUCUUGUACUAAAAGGGUUAGACUCUAAGCUCUCCAAGAAUCUUCCCCCUGAUCUACAGAAGCUUAGGUGUAAGGUAGCCUUCCAUGCAUUAAGAUUUGCCAGGCCAAUUCUUCGGCUUGGGAAUCAGCUUGCGAGGAGAAUGUGGAUUGAAGGACCGUAUAUCGCCCUUCAUCUCCGGCCGGAGAAAGAUGUGUGGGUCAGAACUGGAUGUCUCACUGGUUUAGGCCCUGAAUAUGACAGAAUUAUCACCCAGAUUCAGAAGUCUCAGCCCCAGUAUCUCACUGGAAGAGUGAACAUGAGCUAUGCUCAACGACGGCUCUCUGGACUGUGCCCCCUAAAUGCAUUAGAGAUGGCAAGGCUUUUAAAGGGUUUAGGGGCACCAAGAAAUGCUCGAUUUUACAUUGCUGGAGGAGAGCCAUUUGGUGGCACCAAAGCUUUGCAGCCACUUACUGCAGAAUUUCCAAAUUUGGUGACGAAGGAGAUGUUGGCAAGCGAAGGAGAACUCUUGCCAUUCCUCAACAGCUCCUCUGCUCUAUCUGCGCUUGACUACGUAGUCUCGUUCAACAGCGACCUCUUUAUACCUUCCCAUGGUGGAAACAUGGGCCAAGCCUUACAGGGACACCGUACCUAUAUGGGCCAUAGGAAAUGUAUAAGGCCAAACAAAAGAACAAUGCUUCCUUUCUUUGAAGACCCCUCCAUUUCUGAUGAAGAAUUCAGUAUCAUUAUAAGAUCAUUGCACGAUAUAUCUAUGAAGCCUGAGCCAGAGAAGAAAGAGAAAGACGAAGAUGUACUUGCAUAUCCAGUGCCUGAAUGCAUGUGUCGACACGGUACAGCUGUUUUCUGAACAGCUCAAUGUAGUAUAGAUUUGAUUGUAGAAAAUCUGAAAAGCAUUUGCUGCUUUUUCUUUACACUAAAAUCCUGUAUAGCAUUUUGUUCAUUCUAUUUUCAUGGUGUCUAACAGUAAUUGGCUAAGCCAUUCAAUCUUUGCUGUUUAGUUAGAGCAUGAUCCAGUUUCCAUCUUGUCCAACGUUAUCAAAGAAUCCUGAGCAUAAUGAUACCGUUCCAUUUGUGUCUUGAUCUAUCUUUUCCAAGAAAUUUAGAAGCAGAUUUUUCUUUUCUUAAAUACAUAUAUUUAGUAAGUUACAUAGUCAUUGUUGAAAAAUAUAGCAACUAUUGGAAUGGUAUUAAGAAAGGAAUG
Messenger RNA from Durio zibethinus, 2076 nucleotides. RefSeq names its product O-fucosyltransferase 37-like. NCBI's taxonomy places the organism in Eukaryota, Viridiplantae, Streptophyta, Magnoliopsida, Malvales, Malvaceae. The record is from RefSeq and is a predicted model, not a curated record. Gene Ontology annotation, cellular component: cytoplasm.